UAAAGAUGAGAUCUGCAAACAGGUCAGGAGCUCUUUGGGAUGUAAAUGCAUGAUAAUGGAAAGAGCUAAGGGAUUAUUGAACUGUUGCCAAAACGCAGCUGUUGGGAGGAUAAAGUGAAUAACUUCACUUGUUUAGUUGAAACCAUUUGUGGGAGGAACUUUAAACAUGUGUCUAUGAGUUAAGAAGAAGAAGAACCAGUUUGUAAGUAGUUCAACAGCAUUCAGCUCACCUGGCAGAUACUGUUUGGGAACACACACACAGACAGAACUCUGCAAAGCGCCAUUGAAGGAACUGUGUGAAAUUCCAGCAUUCAUGUCUUCAUUAAAAGCAGAGAAUAAUGUGGGACAUUGGGAUCUGCAGAAAGAACAAGGAACAGGUGGAAGAGAACAUGGAGAGGUGGAGUUACACACUUGAAAGAACAGAAACAUGGCCACAGCAUUGUCCGAGGAGCAGUUUCGGUGCGCCAUCUGCCUGGAUAGCUUCAUCAACCCUGUGUCUAUCCCAUGUGGACACAAUUUCUGUCUAGAAUGCAUCACACAUCACUGGGACACAAGCAGCAGAUCGACUUGCCCCUUGUGCAAGGAGGUCUUCCCGAACCGACCAAGCCUCAGGGUAAACRUAGGCUUAAGAGACAUCACUGAACAAUUUAGAAGGACAGUGAGGGUGAAACCAGUGCCAGCAAAGAGACAAACCUCAAGACAAUCCUCUAAAUCCGACGAUAUACCUUGUGACAUUUGCAAUGAAAACAAGUUAACGGCUGUCAAGUCAUGCCUCGUCUGUCAAGUAUCGUAUUGUGAAACACACCUGACGCCUCAUCUGAGGGACCCGGUGAUGACGAAGCACAGGCUGACGGAUCCGGCCACCUUUAGUACGCGUCACCUCUGUAGAAACCACAACAAGGCCCUGGAGAUGUUCUGCAAGAGAGACCAGACGCCCGUGUGUACGAAAUGCACCGAGAAGAACCACAARCACCAUGAAGUUGUUCCCAUGGAGAAGGAGAGCAAGAGGAUCAAGACUCAAAUAAAGAAGAUUCAAGCUGAGAUUGAACACGUGAUCCAGGCCAGGCUCAGAAAGUCAGAAGAAAUCAGGAACUCCAUGGAACAAAGCAGAAUAGAUAAAGAAAGAGAGAUAGAAUCGAGCGUGCAGCUGGCCACAGCGACAGUUAGUGCCGUUGAGAGAAACCAAGCUUUUCUCUUAGAGGAGAUCGAACAGCAACACAAAGCAGCAGAAGGGCGAGCAGAGGAGCUUCUCGAUGAGCUCGAAACAGAAAUCUCUGAGCUGCAGAGCAGACGUGAUGAACUGGAAUACCUGAAUGACACCAAGGACCCUCUGCACCUGCUGCAGAGCUUCUCAUGUUUGAGCACCCCGCUGUCCUCCAAGGACUGGUCUGGGGUCAGCGUCCACCCGUACCUUCACACAAGGACUGUGAGGGAAGCUUUCUCCAACCUGGUGGCCCUCUGCCAAGAACUUGAACAGAAAGUGUGUGCAGAAGAAGUAAGCAAGCUGAGUAAAUAUUCAGUGGAUGUAAGUCUGGAUCCRGCAACUGCCGCAGGCUGGUUAGUGUUAUCCCAAGAUUGUAAAAAGGUAAGCCUGAGCCCCCAGCAAAGACGGCCGUCUCUCCCCAGUGACCCCCGCAGGUUUGACUCCUGUGUUGCCGUUUUGGGGAAACAAAGCUUUGUUUCUGGAAGACAUUACUGGGUGGUGAAGGUUGGGGAUAAAACAGACUGGGACCUCGGCGUAGCCAAAGAGUCCAUCAACAGGAAGGGGUCCAUCACUGUCCGUCCUGACAACGGUUACUGGGCAAUCUGCAGGCGCAAAGGAGAGAGUCUGCGAGCCUGCGCCGGACCCUCUGUCAUCCUAAACCUCAGAGAAAUCCCUCAGAAAGUUGGCAUAUUUCUGGACUAUGAAGAGGGAUCUGUGUCCUUCUACAACACGGAAACAAAGACUCAUAUUUAUACCUACAGAGGAUGUGGCUUCAUUGAGCCUCUGUACCCUUACUUUAACCCUUGUCUCCAYGAUAACGGGAAAAACACCGCACCAUUGGUUAUCUGUACAGUAGAAGGGCUUACUGUAGAUGCAGCAGCACGAUAAAAUCUGGAAGUAGAUUCCAUAUAAUCCAACCAAGUAUUUUCCUUUUGGGAUUGUUGUGGAGAUGGUACCUCUUCAGAAGGGCCACUGUGAAAAGGUCCAAGUCCAUCACAGGGACACMUAAGGUCAUUUUGCACUGAAAGCCAUGGCCUGAGUUAAAACCUGAGUUCAGCAUGUUUGCAUAGCCCUUAUGGCCCAAAUCCAGCCCGAUGUCAGUAACCCCAAAACCCAUGGUUCUAUCCGACCCAGGCUGCUCGCCUUAUAAUGCGCUACUGUUGUUCAUUGAUUGGUUCACUGGCCAGGGUGGUCCCUUCACACAGAUAUUAACUUUAAUGACUCUUUACACAAGUUCAACUAAACCACUGUAGCAAGCUACCAAUCAACAACAAGCUACCGUUAGCUUAUCAUCCUCUGUCGUACUGCUCUCAUCUCAAGUGUCAGACUCCUAGAUAGUUGAGUACAACUUUCUGUACUUUUUCUUCCAGUUUUGUGUAUUCCAUUAUURUGUUGUAAAUAAAACGAUGUAAGAUUUG
Molecule: messenger RNA, 2622 nt
Organism: Austrofundulus limnaeus
Lineage: Eukaryota; Metazoa; Chordata; Actinopteri; Cyprinodontiformes; Rivulidae
Product: zinc finger protein RFP
Exons: 11
Coding region: 428-2092 (554 amino acids)
Molecular function (GO): zinc ion binding; protein binding
Source: RefSeq, a predicted model, not a curated record